Staurois parvus is the source of this 414-nucleotide messenger RNA. The record is from the annotation of a GenBank genome assembly. NCBI's taxonomy places the organism in Eukaryota, Metazoa, Chordata, Amphibia, Anura, Ranidae.
AUGGGCCCCUGUACCGCCUCCUCAUGCUGCUGCCAGGCCCGUAAUCUGCCAUGGGCCCCUGUACCGCCUCCUCAUGCUGCUGCCAGGUCCAGAGUGUCUCAUGGGUCCCUGUACGGCCUCCCAUUGCUGCUGUCUCCAUCGCCACACUCUGCCAUGUGCCACUUUCAGGUCUCCUCACACUGCUGGUGGGUUCCAUUUUGUCAUAGGGUGCUGGCAGAUUACGGGCCUCCCAUUGCUGCUGCCAGGCCCGUAAUCUGCCAUGGGCCCCCGUACCGACUCCUCAUGCUGCUGCCAGGCCCCGUAAUCUGUCAUGGGCCCCUGUACCGCCUCCUCAUGCUGCUGCUGCCAGGUCCAGAGUGUGUCAGAGUGUGUCAUGGGUCCCUGUACGGCCUCCCAUUGCUGCUGCUGUCCUCC